Messenger RNA from Bolinopsis microptera, 1513 nucleotides. RefSeq lists its product as uncharacterized. The transcript has 2 exons. The record is from RefSeq and is a predicted model, not a curated record. Bases 76 to 1383 code for a protein of 435 amino acids. Lineage: Eukaryota; Metazoa; Ctenophora; Tentaculata; Lobata; Bolinopsidae.
AACAACAACAAACAACCCUUAUUACACACCAAAAUCAUUAACCACAAAUCUAUCGUAGCAAGACAAGUUACAAAAAUGUCCAACUCCGGUGAAACACAGCAAAUCGACAACAUCAAGGAAUCCGCAGAGAGUGAAUCGAUCUCCAGCACGACGACGAACGAACUUCUUCGACUUGAAGUAUUGGAGGACAGCACCUCAGUCUGUCCCUCUAACAAUACCAACGAUUUAUUGAACUCACCCCAAACGGACACCUCAAAUAUACGACGAAAGUCGUAUAUUAGUGAAAACUCUACAAGCACGGACCACACAAUCAGACAACAGCUCAAAUACAGCAACAUUAAAGGUGACGCCGUUGAGGAUCUGAGACGGAGAAACCGGGAACUUCACAGACAGAGAAGAAAUUCUGGACGUGAUUCAGUAGCCUCUGGCAACAGAGGGCUCCACGAUCAGGAUCUCUUCGAGGACGAAAGUGAUGUUCCGGUGGUCUCCCUCAGUUCUCCCGCGGAGGCGACUGCCGCCCCGUCCGAAGUCAGCCCAAUGGAGGUGACGGAUGCGAAAGCUCCCGCAGUUGAGCCCAAACCUGAGUCGAUGCCGAUCCAAGAUAACACCGGGUCGGGAUCCUCGGGAAUGGACAAAACUCGGAAGCCGGAACAGCCUGAAACCUCCACCGCAAUUCUACCAGUACAGAAAAGCGGGGCUGAAAAGAGGAGGAGGAAGCAGAAGUCCAAAUCCGAAAGACAAAAGGAAACAGACAACUCAGACUGCGAAACAGAGGCUGUGAAACUGACAGACCCCGACGAGGUUUUCAGGAAGGGUGAUCCAUUACUCACCCUGAUCGUAACCAAGGCGGAGGCACUCAGUGACGCAUGUGAUCACAUCACACGUCUUCUGUUCGUGGUCUCACAACCACUCAAAAUCACUCUACUGCAACCAACCAUCGACGGGGCAAGGAUAGAGGUGGAGGAUAAGCCAUCGGCCAUCACGAUCGCAGAAACCCUUCGUAGAGAGGGGUGGAAAGUGACUGAGACUGAUGUGUGGAACCGAUACCAAUUUCCUGUUCCAUUCCAGCUCUCUGGAUUGGAACACGCUGCGGACGGGUUGGACCCAGUAACUUUGGUUCGCGGGCUUAUAUCUCGGAACGUCCACUACGGCUUGCCGUUGGACUCGAUCCGAUAUGUAUCGCACGCAUGGGAAACAGUUAAGGUGGAGGCGGCUGAAGGUGGCACUGCGGCGGCGCGACGGCGGAUGCGUUUAUGGGUUGAUGUCUCACCUCAGGGUGAAGAAUACCUCAUGAAGACAGGUCAUCUCCUGUGCACGCUGACCGCUGCCGUGCGCCUCAGGGAGGCCCCCCGCAACCGCACCUUCCGUCGUAACAGGUCCUAGGACCUUGCAUGAUGGAGGAGUAUCAGUCGCUUCAACUACUGUUCCCCAGACCAACAAUAUCCCCCCUAAUAACACCACCCAUAGCAACACCAACAUCAACACUCAUCACAACAACAACAACAACAACACU